CUAUUGUUUAUAAUGGUCAAUCUGUCCUGACCCUUCUGGCUGGAGUUACCAGGCACGGAUACCGGCGAGUAGGGAUUCAUGUCGGCCCCAGGAAGGAUGUCCUCUGUCUAGAGAGACCCGGAGAGGAGGUAAUGGGAUGGUGGAGAGGUAGAAGGAAGCCGAGGAAGGAGAGAAGAAUGGAUCAUAAAUGCUUCCAGAACACGUGAACAAUGAGGACAUCUAUAGGGUGAGGUCUAUUCUACUGCCGCGCUUGUACGAUUGCUAAUUUCAAUAGUAAUUCGUGCCUCCAAGAUGACAACAAACGUGAGCUGGAAGCCAUGAAGUCCCACACAUUUCCAACUGUAUUAACCCCGAUUUUUGCUUUGUCUAGAUUCAACUGAUCGCUUGAACGACGGAACCGGAACCACUCCGAUAGCAUGGUCCCUGCUCAGAUUCAACAAUCAUUGAAUACCUAUGAGGCCACAGACAGUGCAAUGAGAAAUCGGGUACGGAAAUUCGCCAGCGGUGUGCGAAAAACUGAGCAACCGCUCGGUAGGGUUAAUGAGCUGCUGGCAUCGGCGGCAGCACGAAUGGGAGCAGUAGGUGAGGAACGUUGAGGAGACAGCCAUCCUCACUGGUUUUGGUAUUCGCGGCGAAUGCCUUCCGGACUGUUUAUAACAGGUCCUUCGAGUGACUUGUAUCACUGGGGCUUAUGGAUUUUCACUUUGCUGAUAUAUGCGCCUUUUGAGUUAAGAGUCCCCAUGCGAUCUACAUCGACAUGUUUGGA
Molecule: messenger RNA, 766 nt
Organism: Aspergillus versicolor CBS 583.65
Lineage: Eukaryota; Fungi; Ascomycota; Eurotiomycetes; Eurotiales; Aspergillaceae
Exons: 1
Coding region: 417-596 (59 amino acids)
Source: RefSeq, a predicted model, not a curated record